AUGUUCCGAAGCCACCUGGACCAACACACUCAAGCGCUUGCGAAGGACAACUACGCCGACACCAUCAACAACAACGGCGAACUCUUCCGAGAGCAUCUUUCCUUGUGGGUGGUCCUUGUGGACAAAGGCUACAUCGGUCUUGCGGCGUCGGCGCGUGCCAUUCACCCGAAGAAGAAGGCUGUGAGUGGCGCGUUAGACCGAUUUGAUAUGGACAGGAACAAGGAAGUUUCUUCUGACCAUGUCGUUGUCGAAAACUUCUUUGGCUGGGUCGAUUCACGUUUGCCCGUGGCAUUGAUGCCGUUGUACCUCGAGGACAAUGCCACUAUCUGUCAUGGCACGCUACAAGAGCAUGGCAGCUGA
Molecule: messenger RNA, 360 nt
Organism: Aphanomyces astaci
Lineage: Eukaryota; Oomycota; Saprolegniomycetes; Saprolegniales; Verrucalvaceae
Exons: 2
Coding region: 1-360 (119 amino acids)
Source: RefSeq, a predicted model, not a curated record